AUGAGCUGCUGUGACUGCUCCGGAGGCUGUGGCUCCUGUGGGGGCUGUGGCUCCAGUGGCUGUGUGCCCGUGUGCUGCUGUGUGCCAGCCUGUGCCUGCCCCAGCUGUGGCUCCUGUGGGGGCUCCAAGGGAGGCUGUGGUUCCUGUGGAGGCUCCAAGGGAGGCUGUGGUUCCUGUGGAGGCUCCAAGGGAGGCUGUGGUUCCUGUGGGGGAUCCAAGGGGGGCUGUGGUUCCUGCUGUGGUUCCUGUGGAGGAUCCAAGGGGGGCUGUGGCUCCUGUGGAGGCUCCAAGGGAGGCUGUGGUUCCAGUGGCUGUGUGCCUGUGUGCUGCUGUGUGCCAGCCUGUCCCUGCUCCAGCUGUGGCUCCUGUGGGGGCUGCCAGUCCAGCUGCUGCAAGCCCUGCUGCUCCCAGUCCAGCUGCUGUGUCCCAGUGUGCUCCCAGUCCAGCUGCUGCAAGCCCUGCUGCUCCCAGUCCAGCUGCUGCAAUCCCUGCUGCUCCCAGUCCAGUUGCUGCAAGCCCUGCUGCUGUGUCCCUGUGUGCUGCCAGUCCAGCUGCUGCAAGCCCUGCUGCUCCCAGUCCAGCUGCUGUGUCCCCGUGUGCUGCCAGACCAGUUGCUGCAAGCCCUGCUGCUCCCAGUCCAGCUGCUGUGUCCCCGUGUGCUGCCAGACCAGUUGUUGCAAGCCCUGCUGCUCCCAGUCCAGCUGCUGUGUCCCCGUGUGCUGCCAGUGCAAGAUCUGA
This is a messenger RNA of Castor canadensis (American beaver), 738 nucleotides long. The record is from RefSeq and is a predicted model, not a curated record. Lineage: Eukaryota; Metazoa; Chordata; Mammalia; Rodentia; Castoridae.